AUGAUCUCGUCUUUUGAUUUUAUGGAUCCUCCUUCACCCCAAGCACUCAUUUCUGCCAUGGAACAAUUGUACAGUUUAGGAGCACUGGAUGAGGAGGGGCUGCCCACCAAAUUGGGUAGGAAAAUGGCUGAGUUUCCUCUGGAUCCACCCUUGUCUAAGAUGCUAUUGGCCAGUGUGGACCUUGGAUGCAGUGAUGAGAUCAUGACCAUCAUUGCAAUGAUUCAGACUGGUAAUAUUUUUUACAGACCUAGGGAAAAACAAGCCCAGGCAGAUCAGAAGAGAGCCAAGUUUUUCCAGCCAGAGGGAGAUCAUCUGACUUUACUUGCAGUCUAUGAGGCAUGGAAAGCAAAGAAUUUUUCAGGGCCAUGGUGUUUUGAGAACUUAGUUCAAUCUCGAUCCUUGAGGAGGGCACAGGAUGUCAGAAAACAGCUUCUCAGCAUCAUGGACAA
Prunus avium (sweet cherry) is the source of this 449-nucleotide messenger RNA. NCBI's taxonomy places the organism in Eukaryota, Viridiplantae, Streptophyta, Magnoliopsida, Rosales, Rosaceae. The record is from RefSeq and is a predicted model, not a curated record.